CUUGUGGAGCUUUGGGGAGGGUGUGUCUAAUUUAUAAAGCAGACCGAGAGAAGAGUUGCCAGAGAGUUUCUCUGGUUUCUCUCUGCAGAGUGCUGAGCAGGAUGGCUGAGAACUCCAAAAUCCAGCUGUUUGUCAAGGCAAGUGAUGAUGGAGAGACCAUCGGGCAUUGUCCGUUCUGCCAGCGUCUCUUUAUGAUAUUGCUCCUUAAAGGGGUACCCUUUACUCUGACCACGGUGGAUACCAAAAGGUCUUUGGAUGUGCUGAAGGACUUUGCCCCAGGAGCUCAGCUCCCUGUGCUGCUGUAUGAUGGUGAACCUAAAACAGACACAAACAAGAUUGAAGAGUUUUUGGAGGAGACCCUGGGACCCCCAAAUUUUCCAAGCCUAGUGCCCAAGUAUAAAGAGUCCAGCAUUGCUGGAAAUGAUAUAUUCCACAGAUUCUCUGCUUACAUCAAGAAUCCAGUACCUGCCCAGGAUGAAGCUCUGCAGAAGAACCUUCUCAAAUCCAUGCUUAAGUUGGACAAGUACCUGAACACACUCUUGGAGUAUGAGUUGGUGCGGGACCCUGAACUCACUGUCUCUCAGAGGCGGUUCCUAGAUGGCGACCAGAUGACCCUUGCUGACUGCAGCCUCCUACCCAAACUCAACAUUGUUAAUGUUGUAUGCCAACACUAUCGGCAGUUUGGCAUUCCCAAGGAGUUGGGCAGCCUCCAGCGAUACCUGGACAAUGCUGCCGAGGUGAAGGAGUUUAAGUACACUUGUCCCAACUCUGAGGAGAUUGUGCAGGCUUACCGUGCUGUGGUCAGGCCGCUCAAAUAAACCUGAGGUACAACGCUGGUGUUCACCUGACAAGACGGCCGGCAUCCAUCUCAGCCUACCCCACAGACUAGCUUUGCUCCCAUUUCUCUACAUCAGAACUA
Molecule: messenger RNA, 919 nt
Organism: Heteronotia binoei (common prickly gecko)
Lineage: Eukaryota; Metazoa; Chordata; Lepidosauria; Squamata; Gekkonidae
Gene: CLIC3
Product: chloride intracellular channel 3
Exons: 6
Coding region: 102-818 (238 amino acids)
Source: RefSeq, a predicted model, not a curated record